Messenger RNA from Mya arenaria, 2576 nucleotides. RefSeq names its product ankyrin homolog. NCBI's taxonomy places the organism in Eukaryota, Metazoa, Mollusca, Bivalvia, Myida, Myidae. The transcript has 7 exons. Gene Ontology annotation, molecular function: protein binding. Bases 85 to 879 code for a protein of 264 amino acids. The record is from RefSeq and is a predicted model, not a curated record.
CUUUGGUUUUGUAGCUAAGGACGCCUAAAGAAAAUCAUUUUGUUUUUGCACAAAUUAACAAUGGAAAAAAGCUAUUAAGGUGCGAUGAACAAAGAACAGCAGCUGCAUCUUGCAGUGAAGGACAAUGAUGUUUCGACAGUGGAGUCCCUGUUGAUAGCUGGGGUUGACAUUAACUGUCUGUUUUAUGGAUGGACACCAUUACAAUAUGCUAUUAGUUUGGGCAAUGAAUCCUUGUCAUUAUUGCUGAUUGAGAAAGGUGCUGACAUUCAGAAGCUGCAUCACAAAACUGAUGGAUGCCCAUUUGAAGGUGCUAUCAAGAAGAAACUACCAAAGGUUAUUCAAGCACUACUUGAAAAGGGCGUGGACCCUAACAAGGUUCUAAGUAAUGGGAGUCCUGCAUUAUUUACAGCAUUGGAAAAAGAAAAUAAACACAUCAUGAAAGUCUUAAUAAAUGAAAAAGCCAAUGUCAAUAUACUGAACAAAAAUGGGGAAUCAGCUCUAUUUCUUGCAAGUAGAGACGGUCUGUCUGACAUUGUUCAGAUACUUCUUGAGGCCGGGGCAGACAUGGACAUUCAGAGUGCAGAGACAGGGUUCCAGACUCCAUUGAUAGUGGCCACAGCAAAUGAGCAUAACAAAGUUGUAAAGCUUCUUCUGAGGAAAAACUGCAACACAAACCUGCAAGACAGUGACAGCUGGACGGCCCUCUGGCACGCAUAUAGCAACAGUGAUGAGGACAUGAUGAAUCUGCUCCUCAAAUCCGGAGCUGCCAAGGACAUACCUGAUGCUGAUGGGCAAACCAUUCUGCAGGAUGCUACUGACAACGAGGAUGACAGUGUCAUUGAACUGAUUACAAGAUUCACCCGAUCUUGGACCAACUGAUGAUAAGAAUAAUGUAGAGAUAAUUAUUUUUGAAUCCUGGUUUUUAAGAUAGACUGCAGUAGUCUGCAACUAUUGCUUGCAACCUCUUAAAAGCGUAGGAGCACAGUUGAGUUGUAUAUGUUUGAUGCAAAUUCAACUUUUUUAUUGUAAAAAUUAUGUUUGCUUUGUUCUACAGUGUAGCUUGUUAUUUUUUUAGUGAUACAUGUGUGAAGCUUAUAAGCAUAGGUCCAUAGCAGUGUUAAAACCAUAAAUUUUCAGGUAAACUGCUUGCAAAUAACGAAUUUAACAUGUUCAAACUGAUUAUUUCAUUGGAUGUGUAAAAUAGAGAUUACUCCAUUGUGUUUUAGAUGUAGAUCAUGGCUUUGCUUAAUCAAACAAAAAACUAAUGUUUCAAAUAAAGCAGAAUGUUGAACACUUGGACCACAAAAUGAAAUGUAUGUUACUAUCCAAUGUAUAAAGCUACAUGAUCAAAGGAAUUAGAUGUAAUUAUGCACUUGUAAAUUUAAUGUGAUAUUUUAGUAUAUAUAUUUUCAUAAAUUGCACUUACAUUAGUAUCUUGUGUACAUGCAUAUCAUAUCUUGCAUAUACCCAUACCUAUAUAUCCAUAGUUUUAUGUGAUGUUUAAUACAAUUAUCUAUCUCUUCUAACAUUUGUGUUCAGACUAAUACAUUUUUUUAGCUUGACUAUUCUAAGAAUAAGGAGAGCUAUACUACGCACCCUAGUGUCAGCAGUGGCGACGGCGUCACACCUUGGGCAAGGUUUUCCAUGUAAGCAGCUUUAUGUCAUUAUCUCAGCAUAUACAUCAUGUAUUGCACUGAAACUUUAGAUAUGUGUUCCCAACUGUCCAAUCUAUUUAAUUAAUGAAGUUUGGUUGACACUGUUUUAAUUAUAAUGCAAAUAAUGGGCCUGUAUUGUUCAACUUGGAAAUUCUUGUUAAGGUUUUGCAUGUAAGCACACAUAGGAUAAUAUCUCAGCAACUACUUGAUGUAUUGCAUUGAGACUUUAUACAGUGGUAUUCAACCAUCCAACCUACUAAAAUAACCAAGUAUGAUAACUCUAUUUUGAAUCAAAUGUUAAUUAUGGCCCUUUAUUAUUCAACUUAGAAGUCAGGUUAAGGUUUUGCAUGUUACCAUAUUUAAGUCAAUGUCUCAGGAAAUACAUAGCGUAUUGCAUUGAAACUUAAGACAUGUGUUCCCAACUAUCCAUGCAAAGUAUUUGAUUAAUCUUGCAUGUAAUGCAAAAUAUUGCUCUUAUUAUUUGACUUAGAAUUUCUGGUAAAGGUUUUGCAUGUAAGCACACAGGUUAAUAUCAGCAACUACUUGAUGUACUGCAUUGAUAUUUUACACAAUGGUACUCAACCAUCCAACUUACUUGAAAAACUAAGUUAGAUAACUCUAUUUAGCAUACAAUGCUUAUUAUUGCCCUUUUUUAUUGGACAUUCUGGUUAAAGUUUUGCAUAUAACCACAUUUUGCAUGUAAUCCAAUUUUACAGUGAUCCAUGCAUGUUUCACCAAAACCAUGCAAUCCUUUAACUAAAAAGCGAUGGAAUAGUCGAGCGGGCUGUCUAGGUGACAGAACAUGUCAUUUCUCAUAGUUACAUGUGUUCAAAUUAACUUACUAAUUUAGAAGUAAUACCAAAAAUAUGUAACACUGUAAUUUAUUAGGUGCAAGGCAAUAAAGAAAGAAAUUCCAAACAA